Molecule: messenger RNA, 3875 nt
Organism: Epinephelus moara (kelp grouper)
Lineage: Eukaryota; Metazoa; Chordata; Actinopteri; Perciformes; Serranidae
Exons: 12
Coding region: 1-2475 (824 amino acids)
Molecular function (GO): protein binding
Source: RefSeq, a predicted model, not a curated record
AUGGAUCAAGAGAGGAUAACGACCUCGUUAGACAGCGACCCCUGGAUUUACCGUGAUCAGGAUGAUGCAGUGUUGAUCCAACAUGAGAGACCAGACCCUCCUGAACCUGGACCUGAACCUGAACCUGAACCUGGACCUGAACCCAGCUUUGUGUCCAUGAAAAGUGACUGGUCUAUGCAAAGACAUAUUGUUUUCAAAGAUGGACACCAGUCCAUUGACAAAGGGAUCCAACAUGAGAGACCAGACUCUUCUAGUCCUGGACCUGAACCCAGCUGUGUGUCCAUCAGAAGUGACUGGUCGAUGGAGAGACCUAUUGAUUUCAAAGGUGGACACCAGUCAACUGACAAAAGAUUUCAUCAGCUUCCCAGUGGUCAGUCUGCCCAGCAGCAUCAAACAAACCUGGACUUCAUAUUUAUGCUGCUGGAGGAGAACAUUGUCAGUUUUGUGAAGAACGAGCUGAAGAAGAUCCAGAAGGUUCUGGGUCCAGAUUACCCAGAAUGCUCUAAUAGUCAGAGGGAGGAUGAGGAGGUGUUAGAUGGUGAGUAUGAAGAACAGAGGAGGAGCAGCAGAGAGGCAUUUCUGAAGAUCACACUGAACUUCCUGAGGAGGAUGAAGCAGGAGGAGCUGGCUGACUGUCUGCAGAGCAGGACUGUUGCUGCAGUGUGCCGACGCAAACUCAAGUCUAACCUGCAGAAGAAGUUCCAGUGUGUGUUUGAGGGGAUCGCUAAAGCAGGAAACCCAACCCUUCUGAAUCAGAUCUACACAGAGCUCUACAUCACAGAGGGAGGGACUGCAGAGGUCAAUGAUGAACAUGAGGUCAGACAGAUUGAAACAGCAUCCAGGAAACCAGACAGACCAGAAACAACCAUCAGACCCUCAGUGUACUCAGGAGUGUUCACACAGAUCUUUAAAGAGGAGAGAGGACUGUACCAGGACAAGGUGUUCUGCUUCGUCCAUCUGACUGUUCAGGAGUUUCUGGCUGCUCUUCAUGUCCAUCUGACCUUCAUCAACUCUGGAGUCAACCUGAUGGCAGAAGAACCAACAGGCACCACUCGGCUGCCUAAAGUCUUCAGAGACAAACCUACACUAACACAUCUCCACCAGAGUGCUGUGGACAAGGCCUUACAGAGUCCAAAUGGACACCUGGACUUGUUCCUCCGCUUCCUCCUGGGUCUGUCACUGCAGAGAAAUCAGAGACACCUACGAGGUCUGCUGACACAGACAAAAAGUAGCUCAGAGACCAAUCAGGAAACAGUCCAGUACGUCAAGAAGAAGAUCAACCAGGAUCUGUCUCCAGACAGAAGCAUCAACCUGUUCCACUGUCUGAAUGAACUGAAUGAUCGUUCUCUAGUGGAGGAGAUCCAACAGUACCUGAGUUCAGGAAGUCUCUCCACAGAUAAACUGUCUCCUGCUCAGUGGUCAGCUCUGGUCUUCAUCUUACUGUCAUCAGAAGAAGAUCUGGACGUGUUUGACCUGAAGAAAUACUCUGCUUCAGAGGAGGCUCUAAUGAGACUGCUGCCAGUGGUCAAAGCCUCCAACAAAACUCUGCUGAGUGGCUGUAACCUCUCGGAGAGAAGCUGUGAAGCUCUGUCCUCACUUCUCAGCUCCCAGUCCUCCAGUCUGAGAGACCUGGACCUGAGUAACAACGACCUGCAGGAUUCAGGAGUGAAGCUGCUGUGUAGUGGACUGAAGAGUCCACAUUGUAGACUGGAAACCCUCAGUCUGUCAGGAUGUCUGGUCACAGAGGAAGGCUGUGUUGCUCUGGCCUCAGCUCUGAGCUCCAACCCCUCCCAUCUGAGAGAGCUGGACCUGAGCUACAAUCAUCCAGGAGACUCAGGGGUGAAGCUUCUCUCUGCGGGACUAAAGGAUCCAAAAUGGAGGUUGGACACUCUCAGGGUGGAUCAUGAUGGACAGCAGUGGUUAAAACCUGGUCUGAGGAAGUAUUUCUGUGAACUCACACUGGACACAGACACGACACACAGAAACCUCAAACUGUCUGACAACAACACGAGGGUGACAGUAGUGAGAGGAGAUGAUGAUCGGCCAAAGAGAUUUGAGUACUGGACUCAGCUGCUGUGUAGAAAUGGACUGACUGGUCGCUGUUACUGGGAGGUGGAGUGGAGAGGAAGAGUUCGUGUAGCGGUGACUCACAGAGGAAUCAGAAGGAGCAGAGACAGUAAUGACAGCUGGAACGAUGAGUGUUGGAGUCUGGAUUGUUCUGGUGCUGGUUACACAGUCUGGCACAAUGACAGAGAAAUAUUCCUCUCUCCCUUCUUCUCCUCCUCCUCCUCCUCCUCUGUCUCUCACAGAGUAGCAGUGUAUGUGGACUGUCCUGUCGGCACUCUGUCCUUCUUCAGAGUCUCCUCUGACUCAUUGAUCCACCUCCACACCUUCAACACCACCUUCACUGAGCCUCUUUAUCCUGGGUUCAGGUUCUGGUCAUACGAGUCCUCAGUGUCUCUGUGCUCUCUGUAGGAGAGAGACGACUUACAGUCCUCAACCCAGUUGCCAGAAAAACAUGGAUGGAUAGAAGGCUCGCCUCAGGUCUGGUGCUUGGUCCUGAUUGGUGGAGUCAGAAGGUUGGCGUCACAGGAGUGGAGGCUGCAGGAAGGAGUGUGGUGGUGGAGCAGGUCGGUGAGGUAGGAGGGGGCGUGAUUAUGGAGGGCUUCAUAGGUGAGAAGAAGGACUUUGAAUUGGAUGUGCUGUGUGAGUUUGAAUGGUUCCAUAAAGAUGUUGUUACAGUCGUCAGCUCUGGAUGUGAUGAUGGUGUGGAUGAAAGUGGCAGAAGCAGUGGGCGGAGAGUGAUGGGCGGAGACCAGCUGUGUUUAUUAGGUGGAAGAAAGCGGUACUGGUGAUGUGAUGGGGAGGUGCAGGGUACGCACAGCAGCAGCAUGAACGGACUGCAGGCAGAAAAGGAACCAUAUUUAAAUGAGGAGCAGUGAGAUGAUAGGCUGACGGAGAAGGUGUGUCGCUGUGCUAUUGGCUGAUUGUGGAUCAGCUGUAGAAGAACAGCUGAUGACUCGACUGACCACCCAAACACUGACAGCCAGAGAUGGAGCGUGAGCAGGUGUGUUAGGAGUGAAUGGGUGAGGAUGAAAGUUACAGAAAGAAUCGUCUUCCUGACUGAACUUUCACUCGAGCUCCAUUAUGUCGAGGACACUCUGAAAUUUUACGUUUCAUCAACACUGCUGUUUCCUGCUGGAAACACAGCGAUGUCUCAGAACAAUCUGCUCUCAUGUCUCGAUCCUGGCAGAAAUAAACAGCAACAGGUUAUUAUAAAGCUCAUUUAGGACUUUACACUUACGACUUCAUCAUGCACACAACUACAUUUCUUAUAUUUUAUUCUGUUGUUGUUUAUUCUAUUGAUGUAUAUAUGGCAGUUAAAUUUCACACUUACAGGCUCAGCACACAUAUAUAUUUUAUUUUUAAUACUUUUAUAUCUUGAGUACUAGUGUUACACACUGUGGCAUAAUGCACAUGCUAUUUUAUUUAUUUUAAUGCUUUAUAUUUACUUACUUUUAUUUCAUACUCUUGUUCUUCUUAUAAUUCUCUGUUCUUUGAAAAGAUCUCCUCGGGGCUGAACAUGAAAUUUACUAUAAAAAGAGUUUCCUUGUGUCGGGGUCGUAGCUGCUGAUGUAAUCGUGGUUAUCACGUAGUUAUCAAAGGCAAAUAAAGACAAGUUCAUGUUCACUUCAGUUCAACUUAUAUAUUUAUUUAAUAUUAACAUCAUACAUGUUUUUGCAAAUGUAAAUUCAGUUAAAAAAUGCAAUAUGUUAAAACAGUGUGUUUGAGAGGUGGAACUCACUGUUAGACCUCCUCUGAGCAAACUGUCACAAAACUAUUGAUGACUGAUUGACAAAAUGAAGCAAAUUAAU